Messenger RNA from Macrobrachium nipponense, 3765 nucleotides. It is a transcript of the gene cos, whose product is annotated as kinesin-like protein KIF27. The coding region runs from base 89 to 3388 and encodes 1099 amino acids. The record is from RefSeq and is a predicted model, not a curated record. Gene Ontology annotation, biological process: microtubule-based movement; spindle elongation; mitotic spindle organization. Lineage: Eukaryota; Metazoa; Arthropoda; Malacostraca; Decapoda; Palaemonidae. Gene Ontology annotation, cellular component: microtubule associated complex. The transcript has 15 exons. Gene Ontology annotation, molecular function: microtubule binding; microtubule motor activity; ATP binding.
CCCAGGUCGAGAGUUUAGAGUUCAUGUUAGUUACUUGGUUGUCCAGAGAGAUGCAGUGUAUGAUUUAUUGUCUACAUCCAAUUCGUACAUGCAGCUCAAUGUACUUGAGGAUAAUAUGGGUAAUGUUGUGAUCCCAGGCCUAAAUGUCAUAGAUUGCAGCAACAUAACUGAAGUAUUUAACUGCCUUGAAGCAGGACUUGUCCAUCGACAUACUGCAGCAGUGCAAAGCCAUGACCCUUCAAGUUCACAUGCUAUAUUUUCUCUUAUACUAGAGCAUCAGUGGAUGGACCCUGAUGGCAAAUUGAAAUAUCUGUAUUCUCGUAUGAAUUUUGUUGACCUUGGUGGCUCAGAGCGUUUAAUGCAGUUUGGCUAUGGUGACUAUGGACUUCAAAGUGAGGAUUCGUUCUUUCUUAAUUCUGACCUGAAGGCCCUAGGCAGUGUCAUACAUUGUCUAGCAGAUCAAAAUUAUGUAGGACAUAUACCAUAUAGGGAAUCAAGGCUUACCCAUAUAUUAAAGGAUGCAUUUGGAGGUAACAGCCUAUGUUUGAUGGUUUGCUGCUUGUCUCCCUCUUCUAAAAAUUUUGAUGCAACUUUUAACACACUGAAGUAUGGAGCUUUGGCCAGGUACAUCCUUAAUUGUCCUGCAGUAAAUAUGGCUAUUCAGAAUAGUGCCAGAGCAUCUACAGCAACAGGCACUCCAGUUUCUGCUCCAACUCAGCCCCAGUCAGGAAGUCGUCAGUCUAUGGUAACGGGUAUUCAAAGUAGCGUGCAGCAAUCUUUAGGGACAAAUGAGACAUCAGUCACUGCUUUAGAAGAAACUGCAUCUGUUGACACGGAGGAUGUUUUUAAGCUUCAGUUUGCAGCCUCCCAGUGGCAACAACUUGUAUCAAGUGCAGAGGAUUUGUUGUCUGAAAUUCUCAAGAGUACUACAGUAUCACAGAAUGAAAAAAUGCAAAUCGAAACCUGGCUCUGUAUGAAAGCCGAGGCUGAGGAAUGUAUUGGUGCAGACCUUGGACCUUUGCGUUUUAACAGUGCAGCUAAUAGAGUGUUAGAGGUAAUUGAAGAACUGUCAGAACCUGAAGGAAAUAAUGUUACCUUGUCUACCUCUGAUGAUCCACACUCAGACAGUGAAGUGUCUUCUAUGUCUUCUUUAGGAGAAGAGUUUUAUGACCAGUUGGCAGUGUUGAGGGGUCGUUUUCGAACAAUAACGGACGAGGAGGUCGAAAAAGUCCAAGACUCCUGUGAUACUUAUAGCAAAGUAAGGCAGAGUGCAGAAAGAAGAAAGUCUGAGCUUUUAAGUGAAUGUAAAAGUGAUUCAAAAAAUGAAUCUAGAAAGUCUUCCAGGCAUUCCAGAAAAGGCUCUGACUCGGCCACUUCACGCAGGGGUCUUCAAAUGGCUCCGAGAAAGACUCGAGAUAGUGCUAAUUGUAAUUCACUGAGACGCAAUGCCUCAUUGGUAUCUCAGUUAUCGUCUGUGAUACAGAAAGAAAAAAGCCUCAAGGGAUGUGAGGACGUUAUUGAUGCUAGUCAGUCGUUAAGGUCAAGUAUAUCAGAUUCAGAAUCCGACAGAGAAAGUGAAACCAGAGACCAUUCACCUUCAGACAUUUCAAGAUUGUCGCAAGAUUCAAACACCUCAAAACACAAGUCUGAAGUCAAUCAAAAUGAUGAGGAUAAUGCUGGUGGAAAUAUUAUAGCUGAAGUAAAAAGAUUAUCUGCUUCCCAGGACUCCAAGAGGGGUAAGAUCCGUAGGGUUAGCGUAGAGUUAAGAGCAGCACAGCAAAGAUUGAAGCAGUUGAAUGCCACCAUCAGACUCAAAGAAGCUUUUAUUCGUGAACUGAUGCGUAGCGAAGGAGAGGCUGAAGUAACAAAACGAAAGUGUGAAGUGAAGAUGGAGCGCUUAGAAAAAGAGGUCCAGCGUGCACGUCAACUUUAUCAAGAGGCUCAAAACCAGUUAGCAGAAUAUCGAGAGGGAGAGUCCACCGAUGUCAGUCAGCUGCGCAGUCGUGUCGAUGCAUUGAAGAAGGAGAUUUCUCAUUACCAGAAAAAGUUGAACACUUUAGAGAAAGUGUCCCUGAUAUCUCAGCAAGGAGAUUCAAAGGUAGGGGAAUUGGAGAACAGUGUACGAGAAAUGAGAAGGCAACAAGAAGAAUUACAGAUCAGACUUAGGGAAGAGAUGCAACGAAAAGAAGAGCUGGAGCAGCAGCUGUUUGUGGAUCAGCGUCGCAUAAGAGAUUUAGAAAUAAGGAUGAAGCAAGAGGUUGAAUCAGACAGUGAUCGAGGAUGGCUAGCUGAAGAAGAGGAACGGAUCUUGAAAAUGCGUGAAGCCACACAACAGUUGGAAAAUGAAGUGAAAUUACGUGAGGAGGCAGUCAAACAACGAGAACGUAUGCACAAAGAAAAACUUAGACUUCAGUCAUCACGAACUCAAGCUGAGGCUGUUGACGAGGAUGAAAUCUCAGAAAACCUCAUAGAACGACGUGAGUCUGACCUGCGAGAAGAAAUCUCCCACCUUCGUACUGCCAGAGAUUCUCUCAUGGUGCGCAGGCAAAAGUUGGAUAGAAGAAUUCAUAGGAGUCGAGGUAGAGGAGUUGGAACAAGGGAAGAAAGACGCUUGCUUGAGCUCGAUGAAGCCAUUGAAGCAGUUGAUGCUGCUAUCGAGUAUAAGAAUGAGGUUAUAUGUGGACGAACUAGAGAACUCAAGUCUACUGCAAAGCUUCUAAGUCAGGAUAAUCUCAUGGAUCGUCUAAUGAAUCUUUGUCCGGAAGAAAUGAGAUCGUUGCUUGUAAAAUACUUUAACAAAGUGAUUGACCUUCGCAUUGAGUUCCGCAAACAAGAAAUUGCUUUCUCAGACUUAGAGGCUCAGUAUGAUGAACAGUCAAGAUAUAUCAGUGACUUGAAAGCUGCAUACCAACAAGCAAGUUUGGAAGUAGAGAGAAGAAUUACUUGCCAACAGCGGGACUAUCAGCAGAAGAUUGCAACACUUCUAAGGCAGUUCAAUGAUGAUUCAUCAGGGUCAGGAGCUCACGAGUUCCGUCUCAGAGAAAUGGAAACUCAACUCUUUUACUAUAAGAAACUCAGCCGCGACCUGAAGGCCAAAAUCCGACAAUAUAGUGAAGAAUCAAGAAAUGAAAGAUUAAGAGAUGAUGAGCCUGGCCCAUCUUAUCAACCCAUGCCAACUAGUUCAGUGCAUCCAGAAGCAGAUCCAUCCGGUCGUCGUCGUCCUCUGCUGCCUUCUCGCCCAGGUGCUCUGUUGUUGCCAAAACGGACACGCAUCCAAGCUGCUGAACAAGCGGCAAAGCAUCCACCAUCACAGACCAAAGUAACAAGAGAGAAGAAUAAAAUUAUCAUUCAACAGAAGUCUGAUAGACAGGGUAAAAAGGGUCAGUGAGUUUUGGGGUGUAUGGGUAAAGUUGAAACAACUAAUGGUGAUGGUAUACUGUGAAAGUGUUUUGAGUGUAUCUCACGUAUUAUGUACCUGUGUUUUGUUUGAUAAGACUUAUGAAAAAGUUGGUGUGUUCAGGUUUAUAGUCAUUAUAGUUUGCUCCUUAUGAGAAUAAGGGGCUCUAUAGAAAACGAACGAUACCUAGUCUACUUACAUUAGUAUAAAAGAAAUGUUACUCGAAUCAGGGGGAACUUGCAGGAAUUUUCAUGACCUAGCACAGAGGGAUGCUUUAACAUUUUAUGGAGGUGGCAAAGGCUCUUAAGUCAUGUAUAUGAUUUUUGUACAUGAACUUCCCUGCCAGAUAUAUACUUAGCUUAGGUCUC